Messenger RNA from Rhinichthys klamathensis goyatoka, 1590 nucleotides. RefSeq names its product prostaglandin I2 (prostacyclin) synthase (gene ptgis). The record is from RefSeq and is a predicted model, not a curated record. Gene Ontology annotation, molecular function: heme binding; iron ion binding; monooxygenase activity. Gene Ontology annotation, biological process: prostaglandin biosynthetic process. NCBI's taxonomy places the organism in Eukaryota, Metazoa, Chordata, Actinopteri, Cypriniformes, Leuciscidae. The transcript is spliced from 10 exons. Bases 36 to 1472 code for a protein of 478 amino acids.
GAAAGCAGUGCAGUAGAUCAGGCACACUCGUCAUCAUGAUGUGGACUGCGCUUCUCCUGCUGGGACUCGUUGUUCUGUUUUUGUACGCGAGACGCACAAGACGAGGAAAUGAACCUCCUCUUGAUAAAGGAAUGAUUCCUUGGCUUGGUCACGCGCUUGAGUUUGGAAAAGAUGCUGCUAAAUUCCUGACUCGGAUGAAACAGAAGCACGGAGACAUUUUUACAGUGCGUGCAGCAGGAAAAUACAUCACUGUUCUGCUGGACUCGAACUGCUAUGAUGAAGUCCUGGCAGAUUUGAACACGCUUGACCAGACUGCCUAUGCUCAUAUCCUAAUGAAGAGAAUCUUCAGCCUAAAUCUGCCCAAUCACAACCCUGAAUCUGAGAAGGAAAGAGCAAAGAUGCAUUUUCAGGGGACCGCUUUGACCCAACUCUGCAGCUCAAUGCAGAACAACCUCCUCCUGCUCAUGGACUCUUUAGAAAUGGACCUUAAGAUAUCUGAGUGGAAAAAAGAUGGACUCUUUAAUUUUUGCUACAGCUUGCUCUUCAAGACUGGGUAUCUCACUGUGUUCGGAGUAGAGAAUAACAAUAGUGCAGCACUAACAGAAGUUUACGAGGAGUUUCGCCGGUUUGACAAGCUUUUGCCUAAACUGGCUCGAACUACUGUAAACAAAGCGGAGAAACAAAUCGCAAACUCAGCACGAGAAAAACUGUGGAAAUGCCUGACUUCACAAUGUUUAGAUAGAAAACCAAAAGAACAGUCAUGGUUGGGAAAAUAUGUAGAGCAACUUCAGGAUGAAGGCCUUGAUUCUGAGACUCAGAGGAGAGCAAUGCUGCUUCAGCUAUGGGUCACACAGGGGAACGCAGGUCCCGCUGCAUUCUGGGUACUGGGCUACUUACUCACCCACCCUGAAGCGCUAAGGGCUGUGAGAAAGGAAAUCCAAGGUGGAAAACACCUCCGUCCAGAAGAGACACAGAAAAACACUCCAGUGUUUGAUAGUGUUCUUAGAGAGACUCUGCGUCUAACUGCAGCUGCUCUAAUCACUAGAGAAGUGAUACAAGAUAAGAAGAUUCGUUUAAGCAAUGGCCAAGAAUACCAUCUCCGACGGGGCGAUCGCCUGUGCGUUUUCCCCCUCAUCAGCCCUCAAAUGGACCCGCAGAUCCACCAACAGCCAGAGAUGUUCCAGUUUGACCGCUUCCUUAAUGCAGAUGGGACAGAGAGGAAGGACUUCUUUAAGGAAGGGGUGAGGGUGAAAUAUCCCUCUGUGCCCUGGGGGACACAAGACAACCUGUGUCCAGGACGGUAUUUUGCAGUUAGUGCAAUUAAAGAGCUUGUGUUCACAAUCUUGGCUCGGUUUGAUCUGGAGCUAUGUAACAAGAAUGCAACGCUGCCAUUGGUAGACCCCAGCCGAUAUGGCUUUGGCAUUCUUCAACCAGCGGGAGAUCUAGAGAUCCGCUACAGAAUCAGAUCUUGACCGUGCUAAUAUGCCAAAUCUUAUUAAAACUGUACAGAUAACAAUGUUCUUUUUUACAACAAUGUUUUAGCAAUGUUUUAAAUACUUUUUGAAAUAAUAAAUAUUGUAUUUUUUUAAA